AUGGCCCGAGCGGAAGUUAAAAGGGAAGGUGAUGAUUAUGACAUUCCAAAUGAAGCAGAUGACAUUCGUUUGAUGAAUGAAAGUCGGGUGGAACCUUAUCAUGGUUGCGAAGUUGGUCCGAGCAAUGAAGAAGUAACCAACAUGAACGUUGAAGAUGACGGAGCCGAUGUGAAAAAAGAAAUGGUUGACGAUGCUUAUGGCAAUGACAUGUUUGGUGAUGUUGAACGUGCUAUUCUGGAACAGAAAUUUGAUCCGGUCGAAGAUGGAGAAGCUUUCUACAACGCGUAUGCUAAAGCCAAGGGAUUUAGUAUACGAAAAUCCAGAUUUAACACAAAUAAAGAGGGAAAGGUCGUUAGUAGGCUGUGGUUGUGUUCAAGGGAAGGCCAGAGAUUACCAAUAUACUUGGACCGUGUUGCUGAGAAGAGUAGAGCUCCCAAGGCACUAACAAGAGUAGGUUGCAAAGCCCAAUUUCGCAUACGGUACGAUGCAAAUGCUGGUGAAGGGGGAAAGUAUGUUGUGACUCACUUCGUCGCAGACCACAACCAUGAAUUGGCGGAACAACACUGUGUGAUGUAUCUGAGGUCACAUCGCAAUUUAAACAAUGUUGACAAAGCUCAAGCAAUGGCUAUGCGCAACGUCGGUGUGAAGACUAGCCAAAUCAUGGACUAUAUGGUAAAUCAAUCCGGGUCUUAUGAGAAUGUUGGUUUCGUCCGUACGGAUCUGCACAACCAUAUUUAA
Molecule: messenger RNA, 738 nt
Organism: Camellia sinensis
Lineage: Eukaryota; Viridiplantae; Streptophyta; Magnoliopsida; Ericales; Theaceae
Source: RefSeq, a predicted model, not a curated record